GGCCGCCGCCGGCCAGCAGUGACGCGGUUCAUCAGUUGCUGUCGUGUUCGGUCAAAACAUCGCGUCGGAUCGCGAGGUUUUUCGGGGUUAGGUUCGCUUUCGAGUCGAUUUGGCUCGUUUGGAAAAAAGUUACGUCGCAAUAUAUAUAUAUAUAUAUAUAUAUAUAUAUAGCCAUAGCAGGAUGCUGCACUAAUAGCCGCACACUAUAAACGAGCACCGAACGAUAUGUUUACUAUAGAAAUUUAAAAAAGAAAAAAAUAAUUCGGCCAAGUUUACGGACAUAAUCAUGCAGGUGAAACUAGAUCCGUAUCAAAAGACACUCGCGGUAGAGUCUCGGGACAAGUACAUUAAUAUACCAUAUCCUCAUCGCGAUUUGAAUAAGAUAUUAUAUUGAACUUGGAUACGUAUUAUAUAAAUAUAUCAUCAAUCUCUCGAAAAAUAAUUAAAUAAUAAGGCACUGUGAUUCUCAUCGUCGCACUAAAACGAAAUAUGCUUGGGAAGUACACACCAUCUUAAAAUAGUAAUAAAUAUCAGUUUUAAAAAAAUUAUUAUUGAUAAACUUAAAUAGGAAAAAUACUCGUAUAGAGACGAAAAUAAUUUAAGGAAAUUAAAUUCUCUACAAUUAUGAUAUCUAUAUCGGAAUUUGCAGCCAAGUGCAUUAUAUGAUGAUAUCACAAAAAUAUCGUUAAAAAAGAUGUUGAAAACCUUGCUUGAAACGAUUUAAAAAAAAAAUGCAUUCCCAUUCUCUUAUUUUUGUGUGCUGGAGAAGAAACAUGCAAUAUAAAAUAAAUAUAUUAAAAAUAAUGUCUAUGACGAAUAAGAGCUGUCCAAGAAUUUGUAAGGUUCUUGUAGUGUGUGAUAUGGGGAUCAUCAGUGAAGAUGGGGUGCGCUACACUACUGUACUAAUAUUAUAUAUAAUUUUCGUCAUUUUAUCGGGUAGAUUUUACUGAACUUGUAAGAAUGACCAUAAUAAUGCCAAUCGUCGAAUCGUGCAUUUCAAUAAUGCGUAUUCUAUGAGUAAUUUUCAUAUGUUUUCUCUCAAGCGAGAUGUAACGCGAGAGAUGACUCGAAAAUUUUAAUAUAUAUAAUAUACAAUAACGUUACUCUUCUUGUUUCUCACAGUUCUGCUCCACUGCGGUGGGAUGUGUGAUAACUGAUAUACAUACAUUGUAUGUGCAUGUAUAUAUUAGUUUGCGACGGCGCAAGUUCCUCCCGGUGGGGAGAAUCACCCGCCCUCUCAUAUUCUUUCUCUCUUGCGUCUCUUUUCCUUAUAUUUUGUAUCCAUCGUUCCGCGUACAUGUUGAACUGUCGUCCUCGUAAGCUUCAACAAACUCUCGCCUCGUCUCGGCCUCGCCGGGAGGUCACGUAUUUUGUCACGACCCGGUCGGAGCCACCGUGCUCGAAUCGUCGUGUACUCACGUCGAUACAAAAUUCUUCUCGCGCGGGGAAAAAGUCCUAAAGCGCUAAAAGUGAUUUGAUUAUUGGCUGAUAGCGCGCACUUCGUAUAUAUACCAAUAACGACAAACUCUACUUUCUCACUUUUGUACGCCGUUAACGUUUGACUAACAGGUGGAACAGAUCAAGCGGUGUUUGUACCAAAUAAUAAAACCAGCCGUCUUCCUUUUCGUCCGUUUCUUUAUUUUUUUUUUGCAUUUAUUCGGCCAUUUUCAAUUUUCAUUUCGUUUUCGUAUACAACAAGCUUGUGCAAACGUUUGGCGCAUUGUUCGCGGGGAACUGUAUGUUUUUGUAAUAUUUAUCGAGAGGAUGCUAUCUUCGUUAAAGACGAAUCUGGCUCUUUGCCUCGCCCUCAUCCUGACCACUCAAUUGCCUUCUACUACAAUGGCAAUCGACUUGAGCCGACUUUACGGACAUCUUACAAAACGUAGCGGGGAUGCUUGUCACCCGUACGAGCCGUUCAGGUGUCCGGGCGAUCGUACAUGCAUAUCCAUCCAGUAUCUUUGCGACGGUGCACCCGAUUGUCAGGAUGGAUAUGACGAGGACUCGCGGCUUUGUACCGCUGCAAAGAGACCACCGGUCGAAGAAACAGCCAGUUUCUUGCAAUCAUUGCUCGCUAGUCAUGGUCCGAAUUAUCUCGAAAAGCUUUUUGGAUCCAAGGCAAGGGACACGCUUCAGCCACUUGGGGGUGUUAAUACAGUUGCCAUCGCUCUUUCCGAAUCUCAAACGAUCGAAGAUUUCGGAGCUGCGCUACAUCUGAUGAGGGCCGAUCUGGAACAUUUGCGUUCGGUUUUCAUGGCCGUCGAGAACGGUGAUCUGGGCAUGCUGAAAUCGAUUGGCAUCAAGGAUUCGGAACUCGGCGAUGUCAAGUUUUUCCUUGAGAAGCUGGUUAAUACAGGAUUCCUCGAUUAAAACAGCAAUCUGCUUUAAUCGACUCGGAAAACAAAACAAAACGGCAUGUCUUUCGUACUUGGUCUCCGGACUUUUUGCGUCAUCGCUUCUGCCUCUCGAUUGGUCCAGUAGUCCGGUUGUGCGGCGAUUAGGAGAAUUUUCAUGAACAAAGAAUUGAGAGAAAAAAAAACAAUGUAAAAAGUAUCAAGAUUUUAUUCAGGAAAUUUGGCUCAAGUACCAGUAGGGUUGCAGUGACGCAUCGAAAGUCGUAUAUUUCAUCACACCCCAUACAUAUAUGUGUGUAAGAAGCAUGCAGAGAAAAAGGAAAUUAAGGGAGGCAUGCAGGGAGUCAAAGAAUUUUCUCUUACGAUGUUGUCUUAUUUAAAAAGUUAUCGCAAAUUUGAUCAAUAAUUAUAGGAUUUUUGUCUGAAAACGAAAACGAAAAGUAUAUCGCUAUCACUCUCACCUUCGCAAAAACAAUCGAGCUUAUAGCUUUGCGGGCGUAAACUUGCACAAACGCGAUAAUGCAUGAGGGGUGGAGAAACAAUGAUAGUUUAGGUAAGGCGCGUGCGGUGUGAAAUAUCGAAUGAAUUGAAAAAAGCAAAGGCUUCAUAUUCUGCAUAUACUACGUACGAGUGCUGCAAAAUGCACGCGUUUAUGAGGGUGAAUAUGCCUCAGAAGUUGAAUUACAUGUGGCCGGUCCAAUCGAUUUGUUAAAAACAAUGAUUUUUUUUGGGUUUUUUGCUCGCGUUGAGAAACUUUGCUUCCCAGUUUAUAAAUUCACAGUAGACGCGUUUUCGUUUAGAGUCGUCUCAUGUCGCAUGAAACUUGUAAUAAAAAAUAGAAUCAAUAUAAGCGAUGAGCAACAAGAAUUUUCCACUAUUAACCGAUACGAUCAAGUUUGAUCCUGAAAAUACUGAUCGUUGAGACAAGCAGAGACUUCCUAUACGCUGCGUACGAUUAAAAAUUUCAUCUUUCCAGGCACCUGUAAUAUAUAAGAAGUAUAGUUACUUAUAUAUCGUUUGUACUUAUGUAUACUCGGUUUUAUUCGUGUAAUAUUUCUUAAAGCGGGAUGACAACUCGGGUGCCACUGUCGUAUUUUAUUUGCUUUUAUUAUUUCCCUCCUCUGCAGAACGGAGUGUGAUAAUAAUCGUGUGAACGCAAAUAUAUAUACAUAUGGCCUACGGGGCGGGGGAGGGGGGUGGUGGUGGUGUUAUUAUUAUUAUCCAUGGGACGACGAUUCCGUUAUUAUAAUGAUGGCCGUAAGUUCUCGAACAUUAGAAGCGCGAAACGAAAAGUAUAUUACUAGGAGGGCUUUUAAGAUGCAGUUUUUCGUGUCCUAAAAUAAUCUCAACCUGUUUACGCGAAUUAAAAUUAGACGAAAACCAAAUUUAUUUUCAUAUUAGGUAAUAGUAUCUCGACCGAGUGAUAAAACAGAAAAAUGGCCAACCAAUUUUGACUGAGCAGUUGGAGGAGGUGUAUAAGAAACUUUCAAUUGUUUCGCGUAUAGAUUAACGAUGAGUAGUGCACCAUUGCGACAGCAAAUUUUCUUAGGACACGACGAACGACCGUAUUAUAUACUAACGAACACAAAAACUUGAAUUUUACACUAUACCUAUUGAAAACAAACCCCCCCCCCCCCCCACACACACACACACACGCGCGCGCGCGCACAAACCCAAACAAAGAACAAAAAAAUUGUACCUGCUCGCUCAAAUAAUUUUGAAUCGACAAUUCGGCUGAUGGCAAUGAUUCGUUUUUCGCCAUUCGCUGAAACAAUUAAUGCCAUCUCGUAGCCCAUCACGUGACAAUGAUACUCCUCAAUUUUUUUAAUCGGGGAGAGUGCUUCGUACAAUCUUUGCGUAAAAACAAAUGACAAGAGUUAUGAUAGGUAAAACGAAAAUAAAUAAAUAAAAGAUUUAAUGCGAUUGCAAUCCCUUCGCGAUAAGUUCAUCAAUAUAUUAAUAUGAGACAUUCCAUACGUCAUUUCACUCGGCCGUGACUCCGACCCCGUCUGACUCGGACUAAUUUUCGGAUAUUCAUCUCACGUAUAUGUAUAUAUGCGAAGGGUUACCAUUUUUCAAUAAACCUCGCAAUUUCGCCGAGUUCGGAAAUAUCCUAACGCUCGUAUGUCUGCUGAAAAUACUCGACAUAUUGAAAAAUGUUCUUGCAUAAAUUUUUCUCAUUUUCGUUCAUGCUUCCACGACUAAAACGGUAAAAUACACGUUAUCAGCCUUAUCAACAUUUUUUUCCCCAUUUGAAAGCAAAACUAUCAUCUUAAAAAAUAGUUUCGACUUUUGUUUUUUACUCCAAAAAAUGAAUACAACUUAUAAUUAAUACAACUUAUGAAACUUGUACAUUUUUUUUUUUUGCAAAAAAGAGCUUUGAACAUUUGAAAACUUUGAAUACGUACGAAAGAAAUUUGGAAAGUGAUCUGGAUAUUUCUUUCGGAUCGUUUCGGGAUAUUAUUUAUAUUGAGCAUACUAUUACGUAUCGGACAAUGCCAAUAAAAUGGUAAGGAGUCAAAGGCACGGUUGAACGACGAAAUGACGUCAAAAAAAUUGGGGUGGUCCUCAUUUGUGUUUGAAAUAGGUACAUUGGCCGUUUUCUAUAUUUGAAUGAUUUUUUUUUCUUUUCAAUUUGCCUUACAAUGUAUCGAGUACUAUUGUUAUAAAGGGAUUAGUGGACUUUUGCGCGAGUGAAAAAAAGAGUAGCAACGAAAAAUGUAGCAAAUACAAGUUAAAUAUAUAAAUUAAAAUUAAUCAAGGACACGUCCGUCCAUAAUGACACUCUUUCCCGGUGAUGCAACGUACUUUUUUUAUAUUCAUUUGAAGUUUAGCUGGAGGAUGGGUGAGGGGGGAGGGAGAUUAGAAAAAAAAAUCUGAAUCGCAGUACGGACCACCCUAAUACAUACGUAUAGCAAUAUAAAAUCAUAAUACUUUUCAAUAAUACCAAUAAACAUUGUUAGUCGGUGAAAGUAUGAUGAAUUCAUAUUGUACGUAAUUAAUAUUUGAAUUGGCUGGGUAAACUUAAGUUUUAGUAGAUUGGUAUGCCUUAACAUACUGACUGUGUGCUGUAUACAUGCACGGGUUAAUAGUUUGCAUCUAUUCAAUCUACUGACUGUUUGACUUCGUCUAUCGACCGCGGGUUGUUAUUAAGUAAUUUUUUACCCAGCUGAAACGAAACAUAAAAUAUUUGUCAGCCUCUCCGGUCGGUAUUGAUCGUGAUGAAAAGAGAGCAAUACACACGAAGCAAAACACGAGAAAUGGUUAACGAGACCACUCGAAUCCUAUGUACGGGCUGCACCCGUAUGGCUAUCCAAUUAAAUUUCCAAAUACAUUUUCGUUAUAAUAGGCAAUGAAGAUUAGUACACGAUCCAGCAACAUAAGCGAGAAAUUAUGAAACUUUCUACUGAUUAAAAUUGUCACCGUCCUAUUGGAAUACAUUAUAUAUACAUAUAUAUAUAUAUAUAAUAUAGCAUGGAAAAGAUUGGAUAUUUACAAACUAUUUGAACAUGGAAUUCAAGUCCGAAAAAGUUGAAGUACCUGUGAGUGUAAGCGCUUGAGCACGCACGUGAAAAUUCCAGCGAUUAAAGAUCAUGAAGAAUAUUAGUGUGAGAGAAUGAUGAAGAAAAGAAAAGAAACACACGCGCAUACGCACACACAGAGGCACGAAAAAACACAUUCAAUAUUGCGAAAAAAGACAAAUCUUGUUUUUUUUUUGUUAAAGACCACGGAAACAAAAAGUACACAAGCGUCGACGCAGUAUUUUACAAUGGAUGAUAAUGUAUGAGCAUUUUUUAAUUAAUAGUCCUAAAGUUGAUCCGGACAAUUUCUCUGGCAGUGUUCAUAUAUAGAUGGGAUGCAACAAUCAUAAUGAAUAUGACGUGAAUAAAGCGAUGUACUCGGUGUGUUACAAAUCAUACAUAUCAUAAAUAGUAUAUAUUUAAUAUAGUACAACCGGACUUACGGUCAAUCAGACAUAUCAUAUAGACGAGACUGUUUUUCUAAUCUCCCGUCGACACAAUUAUUAACAUCAUCAAUUAUGCGCAACGCAUUUGAUAAAAUUAUUCAAAUCGUGUAUCGAACAAUCUUAUAAUGUCUCGUGAUUGCUAUACCUGAAUAGGUAAAAUUAUAAUUGCCUGUUGAAAAAAAAACAAAAAAUGAAAAGACAGGUGUAUGUCUAGUGGGAAAUUUUCGUGUGAUCGUCUUACAAUGGGAAGAAGCAAGUAUAUAGAUAUAGAGAUAUCGGUUUUUGGGAUCUCUAUCGAUAAUUUAAUAUCGCACACAUAUCAUAUCAUACGUAUAUACGUAUGCUCACAUGUAAAGUGAGAGCAUUAAGACGAAGAAGAAGAGAGAGAGAGAGAGACAUUGCGAAGCCAAUGAAAAAUCAUCCGAACCUACUUCUUCUUCGUCUUUGCCUUCUUCCUCUUCUUCUUCUUCUUCUUCUUCUUCUUCUUCUUCCUCUUAUGUGUAGUAAAAUGAAGAGAAAAUAUUCGGUUGGGAAAAAGAAAACAAAAAAAUGAAUCUUUUUUGAAAGAAAACAAAUUAUUUAAGGGAAAAUGGAUACUAGAUUGUUGAAAAUCUUCGCCGAAAUUCCAGGAUGAUAGUGAAAAAAAGGAAACGAAAAAUAGGAAAAGUUGUCUGCGAGAGUACUUUUAUGCGAUAGGAAAAUACUAUUUUGGUAUAAAGUAAAGUAACUCCCUCCAGGUUUGCGACCACGGUUUAAUAUAGGGCCUGAAUCGUGGUAGCCCGCUUUUGGGGAACCACUCCUGCAUCAUCGAUGCCAAAGGGUCAAGACGUUCCUCUUCGCUCAUUGUUUAUUGCCGUGCCUUGUCCCUUUAGCAGCUUGAUGUUAAAAAAUGAUAGAAAGAAUAAUUAUAAAAUAACAUAUAAAAUAGCAAAGAUAAAUGGAUUUAUUCGAAGGAAAAUAAUCAUUUAAGACACUCCCAUACAGAUAUGUUUACAUUGUUUUAUUGAUUGCUCCGAUAUGCGCCAUUGAUCGCAUACAAUGUUCAGAAGUGUAUAUGUCUAAUAAACAGCGGUUAUUUGAGAUAGAUCGUAAAGGAAUGUCGAGGAAAAAAAAACAAAAUUAAAGAUCGCUACCAGAUGUGCGGAAUGGAAAAAUGUAUUGAACUCGUGCGAAAAUAAAUAACUGGAAAACGAAA
Molecule: messenger RNA, 7513 nt
Organism: Venturia canescens
Lineage: Eukaryota; Metazoa; Arthropoda; Insecta; Hymenoptera; Ichneumonidae
Product: prohormone-4
Exons: 4
Coding region: 1765-2367 (200 amino acids)
Molecular function (GO): protein binding
Source: RefSeq, a predicted model, not a curated record